GUGGGGAGAGCUUUGUGGGAAUGGUUUUGGUCAAAAACGGCUCUGGUGAUGAUCUCAGCCGGUUCGAAGUGCUGGGAAUUGAUCGGCCGAUUAUUUUGCCGUCAGAAAAUUUGCUCAGCUUUCAAAACCAGCUGGCAAUCAUUGGCGUCAAACCUGACGAGGCCGAGCACUAUGGCCGAUUCAUCGUGCUGCAGGAGCCACUUCGUGCCGGAAUGAUUGGUCGCGGCCUGCUGAGUGGCAUCACACCCAUACGGCUGAACGUUCUCGACGAAGAGCAUGAAUGGGCUGACGUCGAGCAGGAUGAGACUGAUUCCCUGAAAACCGACAACGCCGGCAGUGCUUUCAUUCUCUGGAAAGAACCACCAGGUUCGGGUGGCUACGGCGGGUAUGGAUACGGCUACGGGUAUUACGGCAACCUCCGCUGGGGACUGGAACUUGAUCAGAGUGGCAUUCAGAUCCAGCGACGUGGAGACAGCAUUGCUUACGCUCCUCGUCGAAAGCUGACUGCUGAAUUACGCCAACAGUUACAGCAUUUGAAACCAGAAAUUCUGAAGUUGCUCAGCAGCGAGCCCGAAGUUCCGGCUGAUCAAUCUCUUCCCAUCGCUGAACCUAUUGCGACUCCAACUCCGCCGAUUUCAAUUGUCAUUCAAAAUGCCAAGUUGCAGACACUCAAACCACUGCUGGUCAAUCUGCUUAGUCAAAACCCAGCUGAAAUCGUGAUCACUGGGACAACAAAUCGCCGUCUCCGAAAAAUUCUCAAACGAUAUCGGCAACGCAAUGUCCGCUUCGCAAAAUGUCCCCUCGAUGCAGAACACGACCUGGUCUGUCUCGUCUCACCAAACACGUUGCUCGGCUCCGACUGGUUGAGAUUCGCCGCAGAGAAGAUCAAUGAAAGUGGAGUCGGCGCAGUCUAUUCAGACCAUGAACUGGUCAGUACAGGAGCGAAAACGAAUUAUCCAGACGAACUCUCAGCCAGUGGAUUGUCCCGAUCGGGAAUUGCUGCACCGACGAUUCUGGUCCGUCGAGAAGCCCUCAGUGCCGUGAAUGAUCAGGGCGGGCCACUGGAUAUCCUGCUCCGUCAUUUGUCCCGAUCAGGAUGGCGACUUCGCAAACAUCCAGGAAUCGUUUAUCUCAACAGCACCCGCAUCGAGUCGUACUUUGAACGCCAACAUCUCGCACCGGAAACUGUCACGCUGUUCAUUCCACUUUCGGGACGCAGGCAUCUCUGGCCGAAAUUGGCAACGUUCCUGGAAUCCCAGACGUGGCCACGCCAACAGCUGAAACUGAUUCUGUGCGACACAAGUGGUGACGAGUCGUUUUCACAAGCGGUCCGCACGUGGAUUGCGACGUCUGACUAUUCUGACGUACGUCACAUCUGUCUCCCGUCCGACAAGCCAGGAUUGGCCGACCUGCCGCGCGAAAAGCAGUUGAUUUCUGUCAACGAGCAGAUGUGCCGGAUCUACAAUCGACUCCGCGAGGAACUGACAACCGAGUACGUCUGGAUUCUGGAAGAUGACAUUAUUCCGCCGGUCGAUAUUCUGUCGCGGUUGCUGAAGUCAUUUGAUGAAAAUGCCGCAUCAGUCUCAGCACCGUAUCGAUCUCGCUUUGAUGGACAUUUUCUUGUCUGGUCUCGUGAGCGACACGGAUCUGCUGGAGUCCAUCAACUCUGCCGACCACUGCCUGAUCGCCCGCAAGUACAAGAAAUCCGAGGUAGCGGAUUUGGGUGCAUCGUUCUGAGAUCGGAAGUCCUAAAACAGCAACCAUUCUGUCUGCCACCGGGAGAGUCCUGUUUCGAUGUUCGAUUCUUUCGCGUACUUGGUGAUCACUGGAAGCGACUCGUUGACUGGACUUGCGAAUGUCAGCAUUUACAGAACAUUGCACAACCGAAAAGUGGCAUCACAACACGGAAUCUGCUUUAUCACAUCACUCCGUUUGCAUCGAACGACAUUUGGCUGCGGAAUGUUCGCCAACUCCUCAAGCGGAUGGACCUGUUUAACGGCAAACGAGUGAUCGCAGUGGCGACAGGUGAAGGACUGGUUGCUCCCGAUCAGGUUCAGGCUGCGUUUGGAAGUCACCAAGUCGAGGUCAUUACGCGACCGAAUUCCGCCCAAUUGAGAGAGAAUGCCACAUUUCUGCCAUUGCUGGAGUCCGUUGCAGAUCCCGAUCCACACACCGCCACGUUUUACGCUCACGCCAAAGGUGUUGGCAAAGAUGUCUGCUGUCUUGGUGAUCCUAAAGGUUCCCGCUACUGGCGGAAUGCCAUGUAUCACGAACUCCUGGAUGACUGGUCUCGGAUCGAUGAACUGCUGAUUGAUUCCGCGAUCGUGGGGACGCAUCGUCGGCAGCACAACGAGAAUCACCACAUCUAUCCAGACGGCCAAUCAUCGUCGUCGUGGCAUUUUGCAGGGACGUUUUUCUGGUUUCGUAACGCAGCUGUGUUUGCGACCUCGAAGUGGCGGGACGUCUGGCAACCGACGGGUUGGGGUGCCGAAGCCUGGCCGGGGCGAAUGUUCGAUUUCGAGCAGUCCGCCUGCGUGGCCUACGACGGUCUGGAAGAUGUUUACAACCCCGACAUGUACUCACCGCAGAUAGAGGAUGAAUGA
Molecule: messenger RNA, 2603 nt
Organism: Durusdinium trenchii
Lineage: Eukaryota; Dinophyceae; Suessiales; Symbiodiniaceae
Source: the annotation of a GenBank genome assembly